Thunnus maccoyii (southern bluefin tuna) is the source of this 4728-nucleotide messenger RNA. RefSeq names its product nuclear factor of kappa light polypeptide gene enhancer in B-cells 2 (p49/p100) (gene nfkb2). Gene Ontology annotation, molecular function: RNA polymerase II cis-regulatory region sequence-specific DNA binding; protein binding; DNA-binding transcription factor activity, RNA polymerase II-specific. The coding region runs from base 185 to 2923 and encodes 912 amino acids. Lineage: Eukaryota; Metazoa; Chordata; Actinopteri; Scombriformes; Scombridae. The transcript is spliced from 24 exons. Gene Ontology annotation, cellular component: cytoplasm. The record is from RefSeq and is a predicted model, not a curated record. Gene Ontology annotation, biological process: cellular response to stress; non-canonical NF-kappaB signal transduction; innate immune response.
GCAGCCUCAGGUGUUUUCUGCCGUUUCGUCAUUCGGUAGUUUUGAGUUUUUCGGACAAACAGACAGACUGACAGCAGGCUGACAGAGCAGCAGGCAGGAAAAUCUCUGAAGGAGGAAGAACAGAUCGGCUUCCUGCAGGGAGCUGAGCCUUCAUCUUCAUCUUCAUCAGUGUGUGUGCUGUGUCAUGGCUCUCAGGAUGACUGAAGCUCAGUUCAUCAACGUCUACGACAACGAGCUGCAGCUGAAUUUGAUGCCGUACGACUACAUCCCUCCAGUGGACAUCAAGACUGAACCUUACAUACCUGAGACAGCUCAUGGUCCUUACAUUCAAAUCAUCGAAGAGCCCAAACAGAGGGGCUUUCGUUUCCGUUAUGAGUGCGAGGGUCCGUCCCAUGGCGGGCUCCCAGGGGCCUCCAGCGAAAAGAACAGGAGAACCUACCCGACCGUGAAGAUUAAUAACUACGUGGGUCAUGCCCGGGUCGAGGUCCAGCUGGUGACCCACACCGACCCUCCUCAGGUCCACGCUCACAGUCUGGUGGGACGUCACUGUACCGAGAAGGGCACCUGCACACUCGACAUCGGCCCCAACGACCUCACCGCCUCGUUCAGCAACCUGGGGAUCCUCCAUGUGACCAAGAAAGGUGUGGUUGAGAUUCUGUGCAGAAGACUGAGAGAAGAGAGGAAGAGACAGAAAGGACCACACAGCACCCUCACAGAGUCGGAGGAAACGUCCAUGAUGAAGGAGGCCAAGGCUCUGGGGAAGGUGAUGGACCUGAACAUCGUCAGGUUAAAGUUCACCGCCUACCUGCAGGACAGCAACGGAGGCUUCACCAGAGCGCUGAAACCCGUCGUCUCCAACCCCAUCUACGACAGCAAGUCUCCAAACGCCUCCAACCUGAAAAUCUCUCGGAUGGAUAAGACGUGCGGCUCCGUGCUCGGAGGAGACGAGAUCUUCCUGCUCUGUGACAAAGUCCAGAAAGAUGACAUCGAGAUCCGUUUCUAUGAGGAGGACGAUGAGGGAGGCUGGGAGGCGUUCGGCGACUUUUCACCCACCGACGUUCACAAACAGUACGCCAUCGUGUUCAAAACGCCGCCGUAUCACAGCACAGAGAUCGAGCGUCCCGUCACCGUCUUCCUGCAGCUGAAGAGGAAGAAGGCCGGCGACCGCAGCGACCCCAAACAGUUCACAUACAUCCCGCAGGUCCAAGACAAAGAGGAGGUGAUGAGGAAGAAGCAGAAGCCACUGCCUCACUAUGAACCCUGGAGAGGAGGAGGAGGAGGAGGAGGAAGAGGCGGAGGAGCUGGGGGGUUUGGAGGAGGAGGAGGAGGAUUCCAGUUUAAUCAGCAGAUGAACGGAGCAGCAGGAGGAACAGGAGGAGGCUUCUUCACAGGAGGCUUCACCGGCUUCGGUGGAGGAGGAGGGGCCCAGAUGUCAGGUGCCACCCCUCAGACUCAGCAACAGACAGGACAGACGGAAGGACAGACGGGAGGACAGACGGGAGGACAGACGGGAGGACAGACGGGAGGACAGACGGGAGGACACAGUGGUGGUUCACCACUACAACAGCAGCUGUUUCAGAUAGCUGCUGCCCUCCACAGCCGAGCCUCUCAGAGUGCCAGACAGACCGCCGCCGCCCUGCUGCAGUACUGCAGCACCGGGGAUGCCCGGGUUCUUCUGGCAAUCCAGAGACACCUCUGUGGCAUCCAGGACGGCAACGGAGACACUCCUUUGCACCUGGCUGUCAUCCAUCAGCAGACAGGUGUGAUCCAGCAACUGAUCCACACUCUGCUCAGCAGCCAGCAGCAAGACAUCCUCAACGCAACCAACCACCUCCGACAGACUCCUCUCCACCUGGCGGUGAUCACCCGGCAGGUAAAGGUGAUGGAGGCGUUGCUGAGGGCGGGGGCUGAUCCCAGCCUGCUGGACAAAGAUGGCCGAAGCCCUCUCCACCUGGCGGCACUGGCCGGAGACAACGCUACACUCCGCCCCCUACUGGCUCACCUGGGAGAACGCCACGCCCACCUGGUCAACAGCGCAGACUACCACGGUCUCCACCCGCUCCACCUGGCGGUGAGGAGGGACGGCGAGCGCUGCCUCCGCCUGCUGGUGGAGGGCGGAGCCAAAAUCAACGCACCUGAGCAGAAGAGUGGGAACACUGCCCUCCACCUGGCCGUCAGAGAGAACCUGUUCAAGGUGGCCUGUACUCUGAUCACAGAGUUGAAGGCGGACGUUAACGCGUGUACGUUCGGAGGAAACACGGCGCUGCACCUGGCGGCCAGUCUGGGCUCGCCGACUCUCUGCUCCAUGCUGAUCGCUGCAGGUGCUGAUAAGAACCUGGAGAACGACGAGCCGCUCUUCUUCAGCUCGUCUUCAGACGAUGAACAGGAUGAAGAUGAACCAAUCAGAGAGGCCGCCUCGCAGCCGAUCAACCCUCGCAAGAGACCUGCUAGUGGACACACCCCCCUGGACCUCGCUAAAUGCCAGAAGGUGAAGAACUUGUUAAACUCCAGACAGAGUCCGAAGUCGAGUCGUCACGUCAGUAAGAAGAUCAAAGCCAGCAGCAGCGAAGAGGCCGAGGCUUCGGGGCUGGACGAGGACACUCUGUCCCGGCUGGUGGAGGUGCUGAGUGUCGGAGAAGUUCCCUGGAGGAAACUGGCAGAGAAGCUGGGCAUGAUGACGCUGACUCACCUGUACCAGGACAGUCCCACACCCUGCCACCACCUGCUGCAGCACUACAAGCUGGGUGGAGGUCCGGUUGAAGGUCUGGUUGAAGCUCUUCAGUCUCUCGGUCUGAAAGAAGGAGUCCGACUGCUGAGAAACACCGAGCUACAAGACGACAAACACAACACAGACGCCACGGUCGACAGCGGCUUCGGCAGUCAGCCGAUGGAAGAGGAGGAGCCGACAGCGGCCAAUCAGUGACGAGCAGGAAAUACAUCAGAUCAGCUGGAGGAGCGUUGUCACCUGAUCCUGGAACCAGAACUGGACUUUAGUCUGCGGGACGUUUUAUGAGCAGCAGAGUCGGACUCUGAUGUUUUUUCACCUGCAGACGGAAACGCUGCGUUCCAGACGCACGCCGACGUCCUAAAUCCCCGACAGGAAGUCGGGUCGUUUGGUUUUCAUCAACAGAUUUUAAAAUGAGACGAAACAAAUAAAUUUAAAGUUUAAAAAAAUGAAUAAAAUGUUUUUAACGGAAAUACAAACAUGUUUAAAAUGACUGAUUUCAGCGUGAGGUUGUAUCAUAGAUAUAAAAACAGUAUUUAGUUUUUUUAUUUUAUGUCAUUUUUAUUCAUUUUUAAUUUCCAACUUUGUUUUCAGUUUAGUUAAUUUAUAUUUUUCCUGUAUGUUUGUUUCUCUAUUAGAGUUUAUUCGGGUUCUUUCUGUCGGUUUAUGUGACGCCUUGCAGACGUUUUGGAGUCCUUGAAUUUCACAAAAUACCUUAAAAGUCCUGGAAUCGUCCUUGAACUUUUCUUUCGAUAUGAGCGCAGCUUUACAAUCAUCUGAUGAAACAUCAGCAGCGAGUCCUGUGUUUGUGUUUGUUUACGAAGCGGAAGUUUCAAUUUUCUAUCCGGUCUCGAACGCAGCACGACUCACCUGUCAGUCCGAACAGUGACAUCAUCAGCGCAGGUGUACAGACGCUCACAUGUUACACUCACAUGUUACACGUUACACACAUGUUACACGCGUGAUCUGUCUGGUGUCUCUUUCAGUUUAAAUCUUUGCCAAUAAAAUAAAAUGAAGUGUUUUUAACAACCAGAUAAAAAGAACUCGUUAAGUUAUUCUGACAGUUUUUACAUCAAAAUCAAAACUUUUGAUAAAUUGAAACCAAACAUGAGAAACUUUUUACUGAAGUUUGAUGUUUUAAAUCAUAAAACCUUUGACAUCAGUGACACUUAAAAAACAUAAAACUAUGAAUCAAAGUUACGACUUAAAGUAAAAACUGACGUCAACAUGAUGAGAUAAUGUGUUUGAUGUGUUUAAUCAGGAUUAUUAAACAUCGACACGUCACACAUUUAAACUUGUAAAGUCAGAAUGAAUCUGAAUGAACAUUAUGACAAACGUUAAAAUUAUUAUACGAGAUGAACAACGAACAAAGUUAUAUUAAAAAUAUCAAACUAUCAGAACUUUUAUUGAUCUUUAGUUCAAAGAAACACGAGAAACAAAAUUACUGUUUUUAUGAAAAAGAUAAAAAACUCAUUUCGACAUCAAACUUUGAGUAAAACUUAUACGUCAGAUGUUAAAUGUUGUUAAAUGUUGUUAAAUGUCGACAUUUUAAACUUAAUAAGGUUAAAUAAAUGACAAGCUGUUUCAUCUGUUAAAUUAAAAUCAUUUUAACGAGUAUUUUGUUUUUAUUCUUCCAACUUUUCAUGUUUUUUUUUCCGGCGGAAACGAACUUCCAUAAUCUUUUAUCUGUUUUCUCAUAAAACAAGAAAUUAAAGUUUUAUUUAGUAUUUUAUUUAAAUGUAGUUUUCGUCAGUAGGAAACAACAUCGCUGUGGUGUUUACUGACGAGGAUUAACGGUCCGUUAUUGUCAGUAAUUAAUCGACUUGAUGUCGUUAAACUUUCUGUUUUCUCUCGUCGAGACGUCAGGAUGGAUCCGGUUUGUUUUUACUGAUACUGUGUAUUUGUGUCUUUACUCUGUAAAAAAAAACAUUUAAUCAGCAUUUAACAGAAACAGAAAUGCUCUACUGUCGAGGUUUCUGAAUAAAAAUGACUCUGAGACCUUC